AUGGUGUCGAAGCAGCACGCACCUGCAACCUUGAACACAACCGACUUGACGGCGCAGAUGGAAGCCCUGGGUGUCUCGUGCUGGGAUUUUGCCUACCCGACGGGGAGGUGUUCGCUCCCGCCGGUCAAGAACUGCUGCUUCACGUCGGACGUCAAGGCGGCGUCGCGCAAAGCAGCGCGAGGCGAGCACAGAUCGAAGCACCAAGAGCGGCCCGUCAGCAACGGCGCCACCGCCACAGAGGCCGUAGUCUCUGGUGGACAGCAGGUAGACUACCAAGCGGACGACCGGCACUACUCGAGCACGAAAGCGCGACCGCAAUACCAACAACAACAUCAUCAUCAUAGCAAAAGCCACAAGGGCGCCAACAAACACCAACAACGCAGCGUCGGUAAUGCGGAACAGCGAACCUACCUCCUCUCCUGCCCGACCGUCGCCUCGAUCAUCUACCCGCAGACACACACGACCAUCUCCUCCCUCCUCCUCACACCGCACACCCAGCUGGUCUUCCUGGUCCCGCAGUCAAACAUCCUGUGCCCGAAGGUAUGCGAGCUGAUGCACCUGCCGCGGGCGGCAGGGAGCGGGCUCCGCAUUCUGCCCGUGCCGCCGGAGAUCGAGAUGCGGAUCGUGUGCGAGAGCGACGGCGACGGCAGUGGCAAUGGCGGUUGCGACGCGCAGGCAAUCUCCAUCGCCGACGUGCUCGCCGUCGACGAAGUCGUCGCCAAGGUCCUCAAAAACACCCCCGCCACCGCCUUUGACGGGUACAUCGCGUUCGAGGACGAUCGCGCCGCGUGGACGUUUUUGCACCGCGUCGGCAGGGGCGUCAAGCGCACAGGGGAAGGGAAAAAUGACUGGUGA
Molecule: messenger RNA, 855 nt
Organism: Cladophialophora psammophila CBS 110553
Lineage: Eukaryota; Fungi; Ascomycota; Eurotiomycetes; Chaetothyriales; Herpotrichiellaceae
Exons: 1
Coding region: 1-855 (284 amino acids)
Source: RefSeq, a predicted model, not a curated record